CCGGACGUAAUAUUGUAUUUCCCAAACAAAACACGGCAGUGCUGUUCUUGUCUCGGCUCUGCUGGGCGAACGAUGGGGGAGGCUGACGUGACGCAGAACCAGGCUGACGAGAAACCUCCGGACUCGGCCUUGGUGCCCGGGGAGGAGUCGGUGGUGUGGAGCCAUGAGGUGGAGGUGUGUCUCUUCCACGCCAUGAUUGGACAUAAACCUGUCGGAGUCAACCGUCACUUCCACAUGAUCUGCAUCCGAGAUAAAUUUAGUCAGAAUAUCGGCCGCCAAAUCUCCUCCUCGGUCAUCUGGGAUCAUCUUGGAACAAUGUACGACAUGCAGGCGCUGCAUGAGUCAGAGAUCUUACCGUUUCCAAACUCGGAGAAGAGCUUCUCUCUGCCUGAUGACAUCAUCCAGGAAGUGAAAGAAGGUAAGCUGUGCUCUGAAGAGGAGGCAAAGGAAGAGUUCAGGAUGGAGCGAGAACCUCCAGUCACUCACGAAGAAGGAAGUAACUCCUCAGUGAAGAUGUCGGAGCGCUCAAGCAACAGCCGGGACAAGGACAGGGAGCGGGACAAGGACAAGGGAGGGACUGAGGGCGGAGCCACAGGAGGAGGAGGAGGAGGGGGCGGCAAGGAGGCGGAAAAGAGGAAGAGGAGUAGGACGGCGGAGAAACUCUUGUCUUCUUCCAACCCUGCCAGUCCCGGAGGAGCCAAAAGGCGGCGCACCUGACAAGGGGCCUGUUGUCACGGAGCAUACUUUCUGUCAUAUGACUUGUCAGACAGGACGUGUGGUCAGAGUAGGCUUAUUUAAUUCCUCUUCCUCAUUUGCCACCUGAGGCCCUGGUCAUGUGACCUUUUGUUUACGUGCAUCAGAUUUUAUGGACUAGAGACAAACACUCAGUUGUUUUUAAAGUCUGACCAGCUGACAGGAAGCUUCUGUGAGCAACAUGCACACAGGAAGUGGCCACAACUUACAACUAGCAUGCUGAAUUAGCCUGCUAGCUUAGCCUUAGCCUUAGCAUUAGCCUCGCAGAGCUGCUAACGUUCUGGGGUCCUAACUACAAAUGUUUCACCGUACAGCUGGAAAACUGAAUUCUAUGUUUUAGUUGUUUUAUUUUUGUCUACUUUUUGAUGUCAUUACGAUUUUUUUACUGUAUUUUUUAUUUCAGUUUUUGUGUCAAAAAGAAACAGAUGUUUAGUGAUUAAAUUGAUUAAUCAAACUAUUAUCUUUGUGGACAGAUGUUCAGUUUUUUUUUUUAAUGACUGCACGCAACAACACAAACGUUUUCAAUUACUUCAAAACGUGCUUAUAAAUUCAAAACCAAUCCUUGCUUAGUGAUUUCAACGUGCUUUGACAUGUUCCUGAGUGAGGUUGUCAUAUAUCUGCAUAGCCACACGGGGGCGGUAAUCGCUCGUGUCACCUUCAGGUACUUGUUCCUGAUGUUUCCUCUUGCCUCUGAAAGAACCGAAUGAAAACUGUGCUGGCCCAAGUCUGAAGGAGUCAAGCUCUUCAGCGUUUUCGAUGACAAAUACAUCAUUGCUAGCAUGUGGCAACUGUUCAUUGCGUCAAAAUCAUGGAUUUAAACUCCGAAAAAAAAAUAGCCAAUAACAAUAAGCCAUAAAGAAAUAGCAACCAAUAGAAUUAAAAAACAACUGACAAAGUAAAUACAAUAACGACACAAGACAAAACGGAAAGUUAGGCGUAUUAGUAAUAUGUAGUAAUAUUUUGCAUGGAUAAUAAACACUGUUGCCACCAAUAGUUAACACUGAUGACUAUAUUAACUAUACCCUUAGUGUUUUAAUUUAUGACCGUGCAACAUUUACAUAUUAACAUUUUUUCAUCUUAAAAACAUGACUAUAUUGUUUUCAUAAUUUACUGAUUUCAAUUAUAAAACAUUGUAGUUUGUGGUGACCACUAAGUGGAAGUGUUGAUGUGUUUUGUGGCAAUUUUUUUGUUUGUGACAUAUUUUUCCUUUUUGUUAAAAUAAAGAAAUGCUUUGUUGCAGUUGA
Molecule: messenger RNA, 1997 nt
Organism: Dunckerocampus dactyliophorus (ringed pipefish)
Lineage: Eukaryota; Metazoa; Chordata; Actinopteri; Syngnathiformes; Syngnathidae
Gene: mrgbp
Product: MRG/MORF4L binding protein
Exons: 5
Coding region: 73-717 (214 amino acids)
Biological process (GO): regulation of transcription by RNA polymerase II
Cellular component (GO): nucleus; NuA4 histone acetyltransferase complex
Source: RefSeq, a predicted model, not a curated record